CAGCUGUUGCUUGUUUUGUAUUUUGUUUUAAUACCGGCAUUAAAAAAAGAAAGUCCAAUAAAAUUCUUAUAAAUUUGUAUUAUAAAAAAAUAAAAAAUGUUUUGCUUGCACAACUUUGCUCUGCGAAAUAAAUCUAAAGCCCUAAACCUACGUCGAUACAUCUCAGUACUCUAUCUAACUGGUGACAAAGCCAAAGAAAAUUAUGUCCCACUUGUUCCAUACAUGGACUUCCAAAAACGACUUGAUGAUUUGUCUUUAUUAAAAGAAAACACUAAAAGACGUGGCUUGAAUGUUGACUUGGAAUCUCUCAAAACUAAAUAUGAACAUUAUUUACAUUUACAAAAUGAAAAAGCCAAUUUAGAACAAGCUAGGGAAGAGAUAAGUAAAAAGAUGAAAAAGAUAGAUAAGGAUUCAGAUAACCAAGCAAUCGAUGAACUCAAAACAAAUGGCAUUGCUUUACGAAAUGCUCUUAAAACCAUCAAAGAAAGUAUUUAUCCUGUGGAAGAGGAUUUUAUUCAACAAUUUCUUCAUCUUCCCAACGAAUUGCAUAAAAAGUGUCCCCAAGGUAAUGAAGAAGCACUCAUUUAUAGAAAUAGUCUUCCACCGCAAGACAGUUCCCCAGAACUCUCCCAUCUAAAACGAACAGAUUUAAUUCACUAUCAAGACAGAGACAGUUAUUACUUACUCGACGAUGCCGCUCAAUUUGAACUCGAUUGCACUCACCUUUGUCGAGAUCUUUUUGUCAGGAAUGACUUUGUUUCAAUGACAAAUCCUGAUUUUACAAGAAAAGUUCUAAUGGAAGCCAAUCUUACACCUUCAGAUCGAUAUCAAGGAGUCUACGAAGAAGACCAGAGGCAUCAUUUGAAUUCUGCAUUCCUCACCGGUGGAGGAUCUUUUGAGAGCUUCCUUGGACAUUUGGCGAAACUUUUCGUCUAUCCAUCGGUUCUCCCACUGCGAAUGGUCAGUUCCGGCAGACAAUACAAUUCCAAAGAAGGAAUUCCUUCCGAAAUGGGUCUCUAUUCGGCAAUACAAUCGAACUCGGUCCAGACUCUUGUUGCAAGUAGUUCCCUUGAAGAAGCCGAUCGUCAAAUGGAUGAAAUACUUAAUUUAGCUGUGGACUUUUACAAAGGACUUGGUUUACAUUUUAAAAUAGUUUUUGUCAAACCAUCAGCACUCACACCGAGUGAAUCAUUAAGAGCAUCGAUUCAAGUUUAUUCACCAGCUUAUUCCAAGUAUAUGGAAGUUGGAAGUGUAAGUCAUUACUUGGAUUUUGUUUCACAAAGAAUUCUAUUUAAUACAAAAGACAAGAAAGAAACAAAAUUCUUGCAUUUAGUUGGUGGUCCAAUUGUACAAUCGUCUAUACUGAUUGCGGCAAUGAUUGAAAACCAAGUGCCACUGAGUGUUCCACAGAAUUGCAAGCAAAAAACACAAGUUGAAGUUUUUAAAAGUCUGUUUGAUUAAAUCAAUAAAUUUUUUCA
Messenger RNA from Episyrphus balteatus (marmalade hoverfly), 1478 nucleotides. RefSeq names its product serine--tRNA synthetase-like protein Slimp (gene Slimp). Gene Ontology annotation, cellular component: mitochondrion. Gene Ontology annotation, molecular function: ATP binding; tRNA binding; serine-tRNA ligase activity. Gene Ontology annotation, biological process: seryl-tRNA aminoacylation. The transcript has 2 exons. Lineage: Eukaryota; Metazoa; Arthropoda; Insecta; Diptera; Syrphidae. The record is from RefSeq and is a predicted model, not a curated record. The coding region runs from base 97 to 1461 and encodes 454 amino acids.